Molecule: messenger RNA, 2048 nt
Organism: Phanerochaete carnosa HHB-10118-sp
Lineage: Eukaryota; Fungi; Basidiomycota; Agaricomycetes; Polyporales; Phanerochaetaceae
Exons: 7
Coding region: 34-1419 (461 amino acids)
Source: RefSeq, a predicted model, not a curated record
GCCGCACUCUCGUACGAGCAGGUAUUGGCCUCCAUGAGCUACUUAAGAUCCCUUCUGUGGAAGUGUCUGCACGCGUUGGCCUACGCAAAAGCGCGAAUGGUGUCUCGAAUGAUGAUGAGAUGGUCACGGAAUCCCAAAGUGACUGACUACCUUGUCGGUGCGCAGCUUGACGAAGCCUUGGCCGCUGGUCAAGUAGAUGUGUUCUGGCCAUUCGCAGACGGAGAUAUAAAGGACUGGACACAAGCAGAAGCGCUGUGGAAGCAUAUUCUGUUCAACCAGCUCGGACUGCGAAGAGUCCAGAUGGAGUCCCCUGUUCUCCUUGUGUUUGCACCAGGAGUUUCGCGAAACACAUAUGAACGAAUAUGUCGCAUGUUCUUUGAACGUUUCAACGUCGCUGGACUCUCGAUUGUCGAGCGUCCAAUGGCCCAGUUCUUCGCCGUCACGGUUUCUGGUACUGACCCGAACGGUGUGGUCAUUGACAUCGGCCAAGAACACACGGACAUCACCCCGAUAUAUGAGAGCUUCGUCGUGCAAGGUGCACAUCAGACCGUCGACUAUGGCAUCUCAGACUGCGAACAGUACCUCGCGCACCUGCUCCUCUCGAAUCAGUCCGUUGUGAACACGCUUUCUCCGCCAGAGAGCCCACUCUCUCCAGAAGAACUGCGCGCAAUGCUCGUCGAGGUCGCACGCCAAGUGUGGCGGGAAGGGCUCGUGAAGGUGCUCGCGGAGGGCGAGGCAGCAGACAUCGAGGAAGAGGGAGUCACGGACAUCGCAGCCGUAGUCGUCGCGGGCAAGGAAAAGGCCGUUAUCGAAAGCGGCAUGAAAAAGAAACAGAACGCAAAGGCAUCCGCAGCCGAGCUUGCCCGUGCAAAGGAGAUUGAGGCGCUCGAUCUAGUAACGGUUCAGUUCCGCGACAGGUCGCUCACACUGGGCAAGGAGCGCCACCGUUUCUGCGAGCCGCUGUUCGAUCCGAGCUUGCUGAGGGCUAUCCCAGGCUUGCCAAGGAGUACCUCGGAAGAGAGCGUCAGGCCGCUACAGGCUGCUAUUGGACAUGCCGUGUCACUUACAGAAGUGGAUGCACGUCAGUAUAUUUGGCAAGGUUUGUUUGUCACUGGAGAGUUGACAAGCCACAUUAAGGGUUUUGGAGCAGCUCUGCAAGCACGUCUGGCGCCGUUCAUUCUCAGUCAGGCAGAUCAGCAAAACGAGGUACAACCGAAGAGCAUACGGACUCUGAAGAUUCCAGAUUAUUUCGCCGAGUACAGGGACAGAGGCGAUGGCCUGGCAUCAUUUUUGGGCUCAAGCAUCGUUGCAAAGAUAAUUUUUGUUAACGAGCCAAACGGCAAAAACUUCGUUACGAAGGCUGACUAUGCGGAAAAGGGACCCAAGGUGAUACUGGGACACUCAGCGUCUCUCUUAUAGCACCUGCGGCCGGCCGUACAUCGUUUUACGAGUGUUUUACGAGUUACGCGAGAGAUAAAAGGCAGCUUGUCAUAACGCAGGGCACGUACAAGCACUCAGAGCUACACAAGGUAAGCCUAAUGUUGACACAUUUACUGCGCAGCACUCUCAGCGACAGUGAGGAGAUCGCUGUCGCCCUGGUCUAUGAUAGACAUUACACCGACGCGGAAAAGCUUUCCGGCAGCGGUACCAAGAGCAACGUUGGUACCAGCAAAGUGGUGUACGGAAGUCUUGGACAGCAUUGCGUAGUAUUCUAGCUCAGACUUGCGGAGAGGCGGGCAGUUGCCUGCAAUCAAGACAAGCUUGGCUGCAACACGAUAGCCAACGUCGACAGAGAUAAAAAGAGGUGAUCCGUAAGCACGAGGGACCUUCUCAGCCUUACGCUCCAGUCCCCGGAGAGAAAGUCGCAAAGAAACGCUGCUCACCCUUGCCGUUGCGCAUGUGCUUGAGGGCAGACUUGUAACCAAGGCUGUACUUGCCAGACUUGACGACAAGCGCGAGACGAGACGCAAUGGACUCCGUAGACUUGGCGGCCUUGGAUUUCUUGGUGGGGGCCAUUGCGAAUAUCGAAGGUGGGCGGAUGCGGCGAC